Cuscuta europaea is the source of this 1397-nucleotide messenger RNA. The record is from the annotation of a GenBank genome assembly. NCBI's taxonomy places the organism in Eukaryota, Viridiplantae, Streptophyta, Magnoliopsida, Solanales, Convolvulaceae.
CAACUAUUUUCGUCAAUCGCAAUUCGCAGGUAACUACCGUGAUCUCCCAAUCAGUAGUUUGAACGAUACGUAAAUCUUCAACUCGUAGAAGAAGCAAUCUAGAGAGUUCAAACCCAGACCUGAAAGUCUCAUCCUCGACACCGUCGCUCUCGGCCCGGCCCUCAUCAAGCACUUGGCUUCCUGCAGUGCCCCCGUCCGAUUCAUAGCUUUGAGGCUGAUCAAGGUAUGGCAGCUGAGUCAAUCUGAAACAGCCGACGACCAUAUUUUCUCUUACCUUGAAUUAUUUCUCUAUUUUUCUCGUCUCUCUGAAACGUGAAAGGAUUGUGAUUGACGGCUUGAGGCUCGAUAAAUUUUACUUACUUGUUAGAAAAUUCAUUUACUCAAUUUUCUCUCUUUGCAAGAAACAUAGCUGGAAUGUGGAGCUUCUAACUAGAUGAGUUGGACUCGGGGUUUUUGGUGGUGUGUUAAAAGUUGAUGUUGUGACUGCUGCAAUAAUUGGAUUAUCUAUCCUCAUGGUGACUGGAGUUAUCACUUGGAAGGAAUGCUUAGCUGAAUCAGUUGCUUGGGAUACUCUUACCUGGUUUGCUGCUCUCAUUGCAAUGGCUAAUUAUCUGAACAAAUAUGGCCUUAUCUCCUGGUUUAGUGAAACUGUUGUCAAGGUGGACAAGCAACCUUGGACCCCGGAUAUUGAAGAAGUUAAAUGCUAACAUAGAUCAAAGCAUGGGAUGGAAGAUCAUUUUUAAUGGUGAUGAUGGAUAUGAGGUCAAAUGUGGGAGCUGUCAAUACAAAGUCAGACUACACGCAAGCACGUGUUCAUGUAGAGCGUGGGAUCUAAGUGGGAUUCCUUGCCCGCAUGUCGUGUAUGCAAUUUCCUAUAAAGGUGAUGAUGCUGAGCAAUAUGUGGAUCAUUGCAAUUUCAAACAGGUGUAUCAAAGAAUAUAUUCGUAUCAUCUGCAGCCGAUGAAUGAGGAGUUAUUGUGGACUAGAACACAAAAUAAUGACAUUGUGCCUCCAAUUCCCAAAAAGUUGUCUAGCAGACCCAAGAAGAAAAGAACGCGGUAAGCUACUUAAGGGCCAUCGAAAGAGAAAUAAGAGAGUGAAAAAAGUGUCUGCCAAUCCAAGGAAGAAAAAAAGAAGUCCAACUGAAUCCCCAACAACCUAAUGCAGUCGGUCUUUUGUGCUUCAUAGUCCUAUUGAUGUCAUUGUGAAACCCCAAAGUUGUACUGCUUUUUUGUAAUUUGUUUAAACUUAGCAGUGCUUGUGAAGCAUGUACUUGUGUGGUGUUGUUCUUGGAACAUAUUCGUAGCUAAACUUAUUUUUUAAUGUCAGUGUGCUUGCUAUUAAGUUUGAUUUAGUCAACUUUACAAUCACGUAUUAUGCAUGAUUUUGUUGUUGUC